AAUUUAUGACCCCGCAACGCCAGCUGACUCAUAAUCACGUGAGUUCGCUCGUCCUUUCAUCUAGGUAUUGUACCAUAGAUGCAAGGAUUUUCAGUCGAUUAAAAUGCAACCUUACAUCACCAAUAGUAUAUGUCCUACCGAGGUUGCUAGCUAAAGAUGGCAAGCCAGUUAAACCACCUAGACGGACCAACAUUUCUACCAGGUUUACUUGGGGAAACGAAGAUUCAUCGGUCUCUUGUAAGGAUUGGAAGCGAUCAACAGAAGCUUUUGGACCUUCCCAGUUCCUGGGCACAGUUUCUCAGCAAUCUCUCCAAGCCUUUUUUCAAUGUCCCUCCUGAAGUACUACGAGAUUUGAAGGAAUGCUAUUCCCGUCAACUGCAGCCAGCACAAUCAGGUGAAACUGUUUUGCCAGCCGAUGUGCAGACCAAUACCAAUGAUCAAGAUGAGCGAAAUUCCCAGAUUCAUCCUGAUCCUGAUGCCGAGAGUGACAGCGAAGAGAGCCAGGCCACAUCCUGGUAUUCGAGCCCUUAUCAUCACAAAACAAUACCCCCCAAGACGAGCGAUGAAUCUCCUCAGCAACCAUUUAUGACACAAGUACCAUCCGUCUCCCCUCCUCGGCCUACGGAGUCUACUCCAUCUGAACGGCAGCCUCUUCCACCCUUCCCACCAAGUAGCCAAGACCAAGAAGAUCCUCUCGAGGUUGAAGUCCCAACCGGCAUUAACGACAAGAUUCUUCCUCUGGGAAAACUUACCGCUCACGUCUGUGCAACACCCCCUUCCGCCCAAGUGGUACCGUGUACAUAUGAGCUGUCGGAGCAAUCCUCCACAAAGCCAAAGUCAAAGCCGAAGCAACGGGUGUAUAAAGAAGUUCCUGAAUUCUAUCGCCCGCCAAAGCCUCGUCCUACAUCGGCCCAUCCUAUUCUAGAUGCGGCAAAGCCACAGGUUAAUGUCGCAUCAUUUCCUAAAGCACAGAGUUCCGGAUCAAUAGGUGAUCCAUCUUCUUCCGUCAUACCAUCAACCGUCCCCGGUGAAGUUCCACGGAAAAACCCGCCUGCCUGGGAGGUUAACCGACCCAAUUCUCCACUGGAAGUCCCACAUACCGGACGCGAUAGUCCUGAAGCUCCAGAUUCUCCGCAAACUCAACCGCCUUCGCCCGAGUACAGCCCUCCAACACCGCAACUCAGAUCUUCACCACCCAUUUUGCCUGUACUCCCAAUCGCAUCGCCAACCGUUACGGAAGCGCCUUCAGUAUCGCAAACGCCUUUUCUCCGGUACACUAUAGCGUAUCCAAACUAUAAUGGAAGCAUCAAUGACUUUGUGACUGCUUGUAUGUACAUUCAACUCCGACGACGAAGGAUACGAACGUCUCUGUAUGACGACUUCAUUCGAGCGUGGCAUGAAGGCUAUCUACCGUAUGUUAGAGAAUGCGACGAUUCUGAGCCUCCUAUGAAGGCCCUAAAUGCCAUUGACUGGUAUAACCAGAUUGACGAUGAUCCCGUAUUUACAUCACGAAUUAUCACACGACAAAAUCUUGAAUCAACUCUCAACUUUUAUCCGGACGAGUUUCAUACUGCUCGGGAGCUUCUAGCCUUGUCGGCAAAACAAUCCCGAGAGCCAACAGGUACUCCAGACGGUACUAUUCUAGCGAAAGGUCAUGCCUCUCCGCGGGACCUUGUUGUCGCAGAGGAGGCGGUGCUUAGCAAGCCAGUCCAAGAUCCACCACCAGCGAAGAGAGCCGAAAGUACAUCUAACGAUAUUACCUUAGCGGCCGCAUCUACCAGCCCUAAGCCAACUCAUAGGAAAAUCAUCCCGGUAAACCAAUCGAUGCAGGAGAUCGGACCAAGACCAAUUAAGGCGAAAGGCCUCACGCGGUCCUUUUCUGAAGCGUCCCGUCAUAAGAGGAAAUCCAGCGAGGAGCUCAACUUCUCCCCACCUAAAAGACCAUCAGUCAACUCCCUAGCUAGACUCGACUCCUGGAGCAAUCCCGUCGUAAAGACGGACGUCCCUAAGAGUACAGUUCAAGGUUCUCCUGCACCUAGCUCUACUAUGGAAAGGAAGCGGAAGUAUGCCGACGACCCGCAGAAGAGAAGCAGGUCAUUUGCGAAGUUCUUAAAGAAGCGACAAAAAUGGGAGAAGGAUAGUAUUGCGAGCUCGGCGCCUGUAAGUAAUACCCCGACAUCUGCCCAGAAAGAGUAGCGAUUAGUGCACAAGAGCGGUACAAUAAUUAUGACCCGGAGUAAGGCGACAUGGGCAAUGAUUUUUGAACGAAUGGUGUUUCAGGGGUAUUUGUACAUAUGUCGCAAGCUUGAGAUACCCCCCCAUUUGUCACUAUUUAGGUCUUUUGGAAGACAUGUGUUAGAUAGAGGUACCUAACCUAUUUUUAAAAGGGGGUUUUAUGUGAAGCAAUCAGAGUGUAGUACUACUUACUACCUUGCUAUAAUAUUACUACUACCAACUACAAGUUGAGCGAUAGUUGACUCCAAAUACUGACUACGAAAUAUAGUAAGGUGUAUUUGCCAUAAGAUAAGCUAGAAAGCCAGGUAUCAUGGAAUAGUUGAAUCGUUCAAUGUGUACUGACAUGUGAAUAUUAAAAUUGGAGCUUCACAGUGUAUU
Molecule: messenger RNA, 2613 nt
Organism: Daldinia caldariorum
Lineage: Eukaryota; Fungi; Ascomycota; Sordariomycetes; Xylariales; Hypoxylaceae
Exons: 2
Coding region: 157-2196 (679 amino acids)
Source: RefSeq, a predicted model, not a curated record